Messenger RNA from Rotaria sordida, 2109 nucleotides. The record is from the annotation of a GenBank genome assembly. Lineage: Eukaryota; Metazoa; Rotifera; Eurotatoria; Philodinida; Philodinidae.
AUGCUUUCACAUAAAUCAGAAAGUGUUAAAGUAUUAAUACGUUGUCGUCCAUUUAAUCAAAAAGAAAUAAUAAAUCAUUCAAUAAAAUGUAUUGAUAUACAACAAUUAGAUAAUAAAAAUCAUCAAUGUAUUAUUAAAUUAAUUAGUCCAAAAAGAUAUCGUAGAAGAAUAUCUCGUUUAUUUCGUUUUGAUUCAUUUUAUGAUGAAAAUCAUCGAACAGAACAUAUUUUUCAAGAUUUUGUUCAAUCAUUAGUAUGUGAUGUUACAUUAAAUGGUUAUUCGGGUACGGUUUUUGCUUAUGGACAAACUGGAUCUGGUAAAUCAUGGACAAUGACUGGUUGUCUAUGUCAUUCAGAAAAUGGUUUAAUUUCAAAUGCUAUUGAACAUGUAUUUCAUCUUAUUCAUCAUCAUCAAUCAAAUAAUGAACAAGAAAAAGAAUUUACAAUUAAAUGUGCUUAUCUUGAAAUCUAUAAUGAAGAAUUACAUGAUUUACUUUUACCUCGUACUUCAUUAAAAUCAUCUUCACGUCUUGAAUUACGUGAAAAUCCGCGUUCAUCAGGUGUACAUAUAACAAAUUUAACUUGGAAAAAUAUUUAUACAAUAGAAGAAUGUUUAAAAUUAAAACGAUUAGGUGAUUUAGCACGAACAAUGGGUUCAACACAAAUGAAUCGAGAUUCAUCAAGAUCACAUACAAUGUUUUCUCUUUCAAUUCAAUAUCAACAUAAUAGUCAAACAAAAAUUUUUCGUCAAGGAAAAUUAAAUUUUGUUGAUCUUGCUGGUAGUGAACGUCAAAUAAAAACUGGUGCCAGUGGUCAACAAUUACUUGAAUCAGCUAAAAUUAAUCUAUCUUUAUCAGCAUUAAAUAAAGUUAUAUCAUCAUUAGUACAAACAAAUACAACACAUAUACCAUAUCGUGAUUCAAAAUUAACACGUCUUUUACAAGAUAGUAUUGGUGGAACUACCAAAACAAUAAUGAUUGCAUGUAUAUCACCUUCAGAAGAUAAUUAUGAUGAAACAUUAUGUACACUUCGUUAUGCAUCUCGUACAAAAAAUAUUCGUAAUACACCAAUUAUAAAUGAAAAUUCAUCAAAUAUACUUCUUCAACAAUAUGCUGAAGAAAUCGAACGAUUACGAGCAAUUAUUAAUUCUUCAAAUAUACAUAUGCAUUCUUUAUCACGUUCAAUUCCAUUAAAUGAAGUUAAAUUAGAUGAUCAACAUUCAAUUAAAACUAUUUGUGAUCAUCAAAUAUCAUCUGAAAAUUCACCUAUAAUAAAAUGUCAACGUACAAUAAGUUGUCAAACAAUGUCAAUUAUGACUGAUACUGUUAUUUCUUCGACACAAACAAUAUAUGAUAUUAAAGAUCAUGAUUAUAAACAAUUAGUUAUAGUUUUUGAUGAAAAUCAACAUAGUUAUCAAUUUCUUGCUUGGCAUAGUUGUGAAAUUUCAUCAGAAUUUAAUCGACAAUUGAAAAUACUUGUUAAAGAAAAUAAAAAUGAAAAUAGUUGGUUAGGUACAUUAACAACAACAAUAGAAAAUAAAUCAUUAAUAUGGAAAAAUCAUUUAUAUCAUCGUCAACAUCAAUUACAUUUAUCUGAACACACAGAUUCCAUAAUAACUCAUUUUAAAAUACAAGAAACCAUUGAUACAGUAUCUUCAUUAUCAACUUUUUCAUUGGUUCUUUAUACUUCAUCGAAUUAUAUUAUCCUUAAUAAUCUACUCUUAUCUUCAACCGAUAAAAAUCAACCUAUUAAUAAUCAUUUUAUAACAUUAAAAGAAAGUAAUGGUAUUAUUUAUUAUCUUUCAGAUAUGUUAUAUUCGUUAUCAACAAAUGAAUUAUUAGUUUUUAUGCUUGAUCAAUAUCAUCAUUAUCAUUUACAUCAUAUUAUAUUAAAUGAAAACUGUUUAUUUGAAAAUAAUGAACAAAUAGAAAUUGAACAUUGUUCUUGUUGUUUAAAUAAUGAAAAUAAAUCUAUGAAAAAUAAAUUAAUAUCUUGUUCACAUCAUUUAUCAUUUAUUAAUAUGUCAUGUGAAAUUGAACAAGAAAAUAAAAUACAUAAAACAAAUACGCACUUUAUCAACCUUGAUAAUCAUUCUAUAUAUUUGGACUAA